This is a messenger RNA of Camelus dromedarius (Arabian camel), 9614 nucleotides long. It is a transcript of the gene SYT16, whose product is annotated as synaptotagmin 16. Bases 108 to 2045 code for a protein of 645 amino acids. The record is from RefSeq and is a predicted model, not a curated record. Lineage: Eukaryota; Metazoa; Chordata; Mammalia; Artiodactyla; Camelidae. Gene Ontology annotation, molecular function: phospholipid binding. The transcript has 6 exons.
GAGACCUCCAAUUUAAUGUCUCAUCAUGCUUAUUCUGUAGUUCACAUUAAGUCCAGAGUACUGGAGGACCGGAACAAGUGGACUUGUAGACACCAGAUAGCCCGGCCAUGCUGUUGGCCAUGGCAUCUCAGGAUGUUCAGAACUUCUUCCAGCCUCUCUCUUCCUGGAUAUCUCGGGUUUAUGAAGCUCUCCAGCAAGCAGGAGAUACAUUAUCUGCUUCGCUGGUUAACUUCAGCAAAAAAGACUCUAAGUUGAGUGACAAGCUAGACCAGGACUUACAUGAUACUCAGAUUCAGGAAACUUACUUUGAAGAUGAAGAACAAAGCAAUGAUUGGAGCCAAGAGGACACAAACUCCUUGUUUCUUGAAGUGGACCAUUUCUCCUGUUGUAAUAGUGAUUUGCAGGACUCUGCCCAAAGUUCAAGCCCCAAACUUAGCCAACAUGCAAAGGACUCAUGUUUGUUAAGGUCCCAGUGGCCCAAUCAGACCCUUGAUGACCAAAAGCCACUACAUGUGCUUUCUUCUGUUGCUGAGGAAGAAUGUCACCUUGAAAAGCAAAGGAGUGGCCUUCAACAUGGCUUUGACAGCCAGCUCUCUGGUGUUUUAGAAAAUAUUAAUGGAAAAAAGCAAGUUAACAGCUUUGGAGAUGAUGAGGAGCUGUCCACAUCUUCUGACAGCGAUGAGGAGGUGAUCAAACAGUUUGAAAUUUCUGUGUCCCGGUCCCAGAGUUUCUGCUCAGGAGCAUCUGAGAAAGGAAAGCAGACAAGAUUGGAGCAGAAACGAAAACCCAGCCACUGGCUCUCUACCCACAAAGAGGACCACGUGAAAGUGUCCACCUGUGAAGGUUUGGAUGGAGGCAGCCAACUGAAUUAUUCUGAGAAUCUGUCUUAUGUUGAAGAUGUUCCCAUCUCUGCCCACUCACAGUCCCCCUGUGAGGUGGGGGACACCAGGCACCAUGGUUCACCUUCCCAAGAGAUCAGUGUGGUCCGUAGCCUCAGUCAGCAGUCCACAGAGGGCAGCUUGGAGACGGAGACAGCUUGUAAUAACCGAGGAUUUGAAGAUUCCUGUGCCACUGACAGCUCCUCCGUGUGGAGUCCAGAGGGACAGGACACGACCAAUUUUCAGGUGCCAUCUGGGGUCCUGGAGCCCAUCUCAAAAUGUGGUGACCUGGAUGUCAUCUUUGAAUACAGAGCUGCCAGCCAGAAGCUCAUAGUGACCAUUGUAAGAGCACAUGGCCUCCCGGAUAAAGACAGAAGCGGUGUCAACUCCUGGCAAGUUCACGUAGUGCUGCUUCCCAGUAAGAGACAGAGGGGCAGGACAAGCAUACAGAGAGGGCCCAACCCCUUCUUCAAGGAGAAAGUCACCUUCGCCAAGCUGGAGCCCAGAGAGGUGGCUGCCUGCGCCGUCCGCUUCCGCCUGUACGCUGCCCGCAAGAUGACCCGGGAGAGAAUGAUGGGAGAGAGGCUGUUCUAUCUCAGCCACCUGCACCAGGAAGGGGAAAUGAGAGUGACUCUGGUUCUGGAGCCAAGAAGUAACAUCAGUGGUGGAGAGUCUCCGCUCAGCCCAUCUGCAGUUUCUCAGAGUGAUAGCGCUUCAUCCAUGCAGUCGCUGUCACAUGGAGGGGCGCCAGAGCUGUUGGUGGGGCUGUCGUACAAUGCCACAACGGGGCGAUUAUCCGUGGAAGUGAUCAAAGGCAGCCAUUUCCGAAACCUCGCUGUGAGCAGAGCGCCUGAUACGUAUGGAAAGCUCUUUCUCCUCAAUUCUGUGGGUCAAGAGAUGUCCCGCUGCAAGACAUCCAUCCGGCGCAGUCAGCCCAAUCCUGUCUAUAAGGAGACCUUUGUUUUCCAGGUGGCCCUCUUUCAGCUCUCUGAUGUCACAUUGAUGAUUUCUGUGUAUAACAGGCGUGCCAUGAAGCGUAAGGAGAUGAUUGGCUGGAUUGCUCUGGGCCAGAACAGUAGUGGAGAAGAGGAACAAGACCAUUGGGAGGAAAUGAAGGAGACCAAAGGGCAGCAGGUCUGCAGGUGGCACUCCUUGCUCGAAUCCUAGGUUUGCCAACAGGUGUUGGCGGGCCACGCCCACCCUGGUGAUGUGUGUUUUGAUUCCUGAUACCAACUCAGUGGGUGCUGGCAGGCUUUUUAGAGACAGGCUUUAAAUAGGGAUUGGAUUCUACUAAACCCUGGGACAUUCUGGGGAUGGCGGGCACUUCUGGGUUUCUCAAAGAUUUGAUUUGGAUUUAAUUUUUAAAAAACCCAUGUACACCAUUGAGUACACUUCAUGGGAGUUGUUCCUGUGGUUGAGAUGAAUGAAGAUGAGUUAAUUUGUGUUAAUAGGUUAUUGAGUUCUGUUUCAGGUUAUGGGAUGAUGCUUCCCUGGCCAUCUCUGCUUAAAGAGUAACCUGAGAUUGCAAGGAAGCUGUUAAAUGUCACUGUUUGAAACCAUUUGUGUGUAGGAAUCAGAAUUUUCUUAAUAUGGUGCAAAACACUCCAAAAUACAGAAAUGAAUCUGAUGCCAAGUCUCAUAAAAAAGUAACUGUCAUCCAUAAUUUUUCACAUUUUUCUCUUUAUAAAAAACAAACCCUUUCAUUUAUUUGCCUAACAAACAAAUGUUAUAAACUUGCACUUAUAAAGCAAAUUUGUAUGAAUUAAAUACCUCUUUUUAUCUCACUUAUAUUCUAUGGUUUCCUAUGAGAUUUGGUUAGGUGAACCCUUCUGAAACUAAAAGAGAACUCAAAAACCACUGUUAAAUUAAAGACAACGUGUCUCCUUUUGAAUAUGUCAGAUUUCAAACUGAAAACUUUCAAGGUUUUUAAUGCUGUUUUUCUCACCUAAUAAAUUCUUACAGAGUGAGGAAAAAAACCUGUUUUCAGUCAUGGAUCUAUUAAUUUUUCUGAAUCUAGUGUUCUCCUCUGAGAUUAUACAUUUUCUAUAUUCAAUAAUACAUACUCAUUCAUAUAUUUUAAUUGUGCAUCAGCAUGUAUCCCAUGCUUUUUUAUGCAAUAUAUUUCAUCAUCAGAGCAUAGUAAAUUGUAUUGAGUGGGUCUUUAAUAAAUGUUGAUUUGAUUGACUCUUAGAAAUCAGCAUAUUAUAUACCUGUGAGUAAAGAAUACUUUCGGCUUGUUAGGAAUGCCACUAAUUCUUCUUAGAGCAUUUGCAGUGCCUAUAAUUGUCAUUUUUCAAGGUAUUUGCAGCAACAUAUGUUACUCACCACUUGGAUUCUGGGCACAUGCCAUUCCAAAGACUGAUCAUGUAUGGUUAUGAGCAUGAAAUGUUCCUUCUGACUUUUAUAUGUUUUUGCACUGCCUGUUUAUUUUUUUGAGAUCUGAGCCCUUAAUCUCAAUUACUUUAGGUUGGCUGGAGUAAAAAAAGAAAAAAAACCAAAAAGGGAAGGAUUGUGUGUACAUGGAACACCGAGCCCAGUGUGCAGCUCUUCUGAGCAAUUGCUCAGUCACUUAUUUUUAGCUUUUAUGUUUCAUUGUUGACUUUCUUCUGUCUGUGGGAAGAGUGAUAGCUAGUGAUGGAUGUAUACAGUUAAAAACACAUAACUCCUCCUCAGCUCUACAUUUUGACAGAUUGUAAACGUAGGCAGUAACACUUGAAGCACAUAUUUAUUCCUUACAAUGUGUGAUGGUUCUUCUGACAAGCCCAGAUGAGGACACAGGAUAACUCUACUGUGAUUUCAUGCUUUUGAAAGAACUGAUUUCAUAUGGAAGAAUCAGAAUGAGAAAAAUAAAUGAAUAUCUUCAUUUCUUUUUCAGCUCAUUGGAGUUUCAUAUAUCGUGCGGCUCAGGUAUUAGGAGUCAGUAAUAAAACCAUGCUCCUUUGUCACCCUCCCUUUAUUUGCAAGACCUCAAAGUGCUUUUCCAACAUGAUAUCCAUUAACUGCUGAGUGGUCUUUCAGUGUGGCUGUGUCAUCGAAUAGAACUGAGUGCAAUUGAUUAAGUAGCAGCACGAAGAAUUGGCUUUUCACAUCCCUUACUCUCUUUAUGCGCUUGGGCUUAAAGGGAAGUAGAGCAGCCUUGUGACGUGUUCCUUUCUGCAGGAACAUAAAAGCAGCAUUCACUUUAAAAUUUACAUUUGAAAAAAAUCUGCAUAUAUUGUACAGACAGGCCUGGGUUUUUCCUCCUCCUAUCUUCCUGCUCUGUUUUGCUGCAUCCCUUGUCUCUUGGUACUUAAUAAUCACCUAUACUUCAUUUUCUGCUGCCUUGUACCCACCAUUUUUAAGGUUUUCUACUGGUGGGGUGAAGAGAUCCUUGUGUGUUUGAUCUGCUUUCUAAUAGUCACUUAUGAUACAGUUUACAGAAACUUUAAGGGAAGGGAUGCCUGAAAAGCACUUUUCAUUUGUAUAAUUUUCCUCUGUUGGUGCUCCUCACCAUGUAGGAUGCAUGUACAUCUUGAAUAUGCAGCAACAUUCACCCUUCAGCGAUUGUAUAAAUGUAAAAUGCUAAUGACAAGAUACGUGAAAAUAUGAGGCUGAAUUUUUUUUUACAUUGAUUUGAAAUUCUGGUUCAGUAAAAUCUUUCCAUUUUGUGCACUUAAAUUUCCUUAUUUUCUUGGCAAAGUCUAGAUGCAAUAUAUUUAACAUGUUUUUCACUCAAGCUUUUACAUCUACAUUUGCUUUUCAAAAGAGUUAUGAAAGAUAAUUAGUUGGUUCUGCAGCAAAAAAUAAGCUGCUUUUGCCUAUUUUGUCUAGUUAAUAUCUCAGAGGGACAUACGAAAUUGAAGAAGCUCUGGUAUUUGAGUAGUUCUUUCCAUGAUUUUUCCUGAAGAGAAUGCUUUUAAAAUAAUAUUGUGGAGGGUACAGGAUGCACUGGGUUUGUGAAAAUCUGGUUUAUAGCGUGCUUUCUUUCAGGGUAUGAAUUUACCCUGAAUGGAGAAGUGCUUGUCUGACCAAUCACAGUGGUGGCUCUGGUGUUCCCUGUGCCCCUCUGACCAUUGUUGAAUUUUUAAAUGGGCCAUUCACCAGGCAGCCGAGCACCUGCUCUCACUUCUCUCCUUCACUGGCUCCCAGUGUGAUGCCCACUUGUUCUGGGCCCUCUUUUUGCUGACAUUGCAUAACUGUGGUGGUGGGAGGUCUUGCCUCUCUUAACAGAAAAGGAGCUUGUAAUGCUUUGGGAUGUACUAGACUUGGCAUUCCACCUGUACGAAGUUUGAGAAAGAAUCCUAGCCACGAUGGCAAGGGAAAAAGAAGGCAUGGUACUAUAUUGUUACUCACUUUAGGCACUGUUCACUCACAUCUCCUUCAGUGCCAGUAACUGAGUGACAUCAAACGUUGACAUUCUCCAGGAUGCGUCGUGGCUCCAGUGAGCCUGAAACCCAGCCUCUGCCUUUGCAACAUGUAACGUUCACAGAAUUUUACAAAUUGUUAAUACCUCUUGGUCAGUCACUGUGUUUUACAUCCUGGCUGUACUGUCUUCUCUGACAACCCGAACUCUUUUCUUUUCAUGUAAUGCAUUAUUUAAGUUGAAACUCCCAUCUGGUUAAGUGAAAAUGCUUCCCUGAUAAGCCACUGAAUUGAUUAAAUUGAUAGUCCCCUAUGGACCAUGGAACUGGAGAUUUCUCAAAAGCCUGCCUAUCCUUUUGCAGCAGAGGGCUUAGUACAUGAAAAUCAGGAAAGAGAGUAGGAAAGGAUUAUUUGUAGACGACAUAAAACCAAAGGUGGGCAUAGCCUUUAAUGAUAAAGAAACAGGACUAAGAGCUAUCUCCUUUUACACUUGAGGAAGCUGUGACUAAAGAACAGUCCAUUCUGCUUGAUCCACAGUACAAGCAAAUGAUAGAUAAUCUUGAAAUGGCAAAAGUGUUUUUUACUAUAUUAAAAAUCAUAUGUUCCAAAGGAAAAAGCAAAGCAAAACUAUAGAACAAAGUAUAUAGCACGGGUGUGGAAGAAUUAAAGAAUAAAGAAAUACGCUUGAUAACUUCAAACAUCUACUGCAUAUAUGCAAGAAAAGUGAACACGUAUAAACCAAAAGAGAUUACCCAUUAAACCAUUUGAGAUUAAUUAGCCAUCAUUUUUCACAACUUGUGGAAUUUUGGGAAAUAUUUAAAGCUGGGGAAAUGAAAUUGAUCUAACACAACUCAGAGAAGUUGGCACAGGCUGUAGUCUCAGCCUGGAUUGGGGUGCUGCUCUGCCUAGUGUGUGGCCUUAUGAGAGUCACUUAACCAGACUGUUCCCCUGUUUAUUCAGUUGGAAAAUGGGAAUAAUGCCUACCUCAACAGGUUUUUUUUUUAAUGAAAUAAAAGCAUAGAGAUUGGCAUGUAGUAACCAUUCAAUAUUCUCUCCUCACAAUCACAAUUAAAAAAGAAAAAUGCAUUUAGAGUCAUUUCUCUUUCUAGUGAAAAUAAAAGUAAUACUAGAGAAAAAGUAAGAACAGUUCUCAGAUAUUUUAAUAAGGCUGAGCAUAUGAAGCUAGUCUGAAUUUGGGGCAACCUAAUCGAGAUAAGCCUGAGCAUAUGAAGCUAGUCUGAAUUUGGGCAACCUAAUCGAGAUAAGCCUGGUAUGUGGAGGAAAUGGAGUCUUAAUAAAUUCCCAAUAAGGUAUAAUAACCAAAUCUUGUCUUUUAUCCACCUUGGUUCAUGGACAGAAUUCUUUUUUUUUUUUUUGGCUUAUAUAUUCAUUUUAUAUCCUUAGAGGUAAAAAUUUUUAAAUGAUCUAGUCAGCUAUCAAAACUUACGUAACUGUUCAACUGAGACGUAAUAUUUAGGGCCAAUUAUUUAUUACUGUUUCCUUUCAGAGGUCAUAACGAAAGGAAUUCUAUCAGGGUUGAUACUAACUCCUUUUUAAAAUGGCUUUGAAGAGUGACUUGAUGUAAGAGAAAACGUGUUCAGUUGUCCUCCAGUGUUCAAACCUUAAGAACUGAGAAUAGCCUUUGUGGACAUUUGAUCUGAGAAAGUGGUCAGCAGCAGUCCUCCUCACGUGGUGGGUAACCAGGUGCCAUGAACCAGUCAUGCGUUACUUCUGGUUUUAAACUGAGGGAGGUUCUGGGAUGGGGAAGUGUGAGGUCUCAUUCCCGACGUUGCCAAAUUGCCAAAGUGCUGACUCAAGUUCUAGGAUGCUCAGUUCAGGAGCAACAUGAAGCUGGAGAAGAAUCACUUAGCUUAGGGGUUUCGGCUGGGAAUAACUCAGCAUGUAGGGAAGUUAAAGGGGUUGAGUGGGUGUGGAGAAGGCUGAGGAGUGAUUUCUAGAAACAGUUAUCCAGAACGUAAAGAGCUCUUACCAAGAGGAUGACUAACUCCCUUUCUUCUUGACUAUGUUGGCAGAGUCAGAGCUUCCACCUAAAUCAAGUCAAGAGAGUUUAACUUAGAUCUGAAGGGGGUUUUGCAUUAGUUUACAAUGUGUCUAGCACCAUGCUCUUUGGGGUGGCAUAGAACUUACAGUCUUUUUGGAGGGCUAUGACUAUACUUUAGAGCACUUAUUCACAAUAAAAACAAUGCUUAUCAGCAUACAGUUGUACAGUUAGUCUGCUCAUGUACCAUAGCAAGUCAAGCUCCCUGUUGUGAGUUACUGAAAAUAGGUGAAACAUACUCAUUUGAUUUAUUGGAGAAAACACCUGGGAAGCCCGGGACUUGGAGUUUGCCGUGGUCACAUUGCAGGGGGAGUCGCCAAGCGAGAUCACAGAGUCAUCAACGUUGGAAGUCUUUUAAAAUAGAAACGUCUGCAUGAGCUGUGGGUUCUAACUGCAGGAGAACGGCAGGGCAUCCAGGAAGUCAGCCUUUAUAAAGUUCCGUCUAAGGCUGAUAUUUUACAUGUAACCUCCAAACAGGAUCAACAAUAACAGCCCUCCAGGCCUGCCCUCUUCCCCUUUGGACAUUUUCCACAUUGCUUUUUCUCUGCAUCAUAGGCUUUCUCCGGCCAGCGGGGCUUUGUUUAGGUGACUUUGGGGAUGCCUGCAGGCUCCAGGUAAGUUUCCUCUGGCGUGGUGCUUUGACUGUUUUUGUUUCCCUCGGGUCACAAAGCAGUAUCCUAGACACCCAGACAAUCAUCAGCUAUAUUUAUAGCCACUGUGGAACCUGUGAAACAGCUGGAGGCUUUACAGAAACAACUCAGAGGCAGGCAUGGAGGCCGAUGGAAACUCAUAGAAUAAAACCACGCUACCUGCUCUCCAUUGCUCGCUGAUGCUGCCCUUAGGUGUCUCCAUGGGAGUUUUUACAUCAUGCCUUUGGGUGACAGUGUUACCAAGUCUAUUUUGAAGAUGGUGAGGAGGCUGUCUUCCCAUUGGUAUCACCAUAUUUAUGCUGUAUUUUUGUUUACUUCACUUUCCCCUUCAAGUAUCUACUUGCUCUCUUUUAUUGUUUUAGUUUAUAUAAAAUUUAUUCAUUCAAACAAUGUUAAGUAUAUUAUGUCCUAGACUCUGGGCUACGGGCUGGAGAAGGACAGAUGAAUAAAACAUCUUAAGCUCAACAAUCAUUUUUGUUUCUAAAUAUAUAUAUACAUUUUUUUUUACUGGAUUCUGCUAAGAACUCUAGGCAAACAGUAAGAUCUUUUAUUAUCCUUUAAUUGUUGGGUAUCUUCCCCCGUCCCUUCCUCCCCCCUUGAAAGGGAGAGAAUUUAAGGAAAGUGAGUUACUACUCUGACUCUAGUUAAGAAAUAAAUACACUUGUCAGUCUAUGCUUCCCUUCAAAAUAAAUGGGUAUGUUUUGCCUCUGAAGGAAGAAAUACAGCGUUCCAUUCCAGUAAUGUAAUGAAUUAUAGCAUGAAAUAGAAGUUGGGUAUUUAAUAUAUUUUAUUUAUAGAAUUGAAUAUUGAAUGCCCUUUGCAAGGAAGUAAGUUAGACCCUGGAACGCUAGGUCUAUACAAACAGAUGUGACACAGUUCUUCUAAGCUCAGUGUUUUAAUAGUUGAAAGGCAUUGCUACGUUUUACCAUUUUGAAAAAGUGAGCUGGAGACAGUAGCAGCUAGAUAAAGGGGUGAUGGUGUGAACAAAGAUCCCUGCUUACUUCUCUGUUUCUUUUGAUUAAAACGCGUCUUAGAUACUAUACACUAAACACAUUUGGGGCAUCCUAUGAAAUGGGUUAAGGUCAACAGUGGGGGUGUCCCUACCUUGGCAGGUAGGCCAAUAAUUGUGUCUUCUAGUCUCAAACAAUUUAAAAUCAUGUGAAUCUAACUCUCAAUGCCUUCAAUUUUGUAACAGGAGGCAAAAAUGGGUUUUUUUUCCCAGCAGACUUAAUACUUCUAAUUCUUAACAGCAUAAAAACUUCUCUCACAUACCUACUACACAUGUUCCAAUCCAUGUGAGUUAAAUGAAGUCAGAAUGUUUGGUGGCCUAAAAAUUCUUACUGAAGACAGAGUGUUGUCCAGUUGAUGGCCCGUAAUAAAAAACAUUAGCAUGUCUUAUUUCGUAAAGACCUUGAUAUUUGGAAAAAGAUAUCAGAAGGCUGCUAAUAAAAAGUCUACUUGGUGAGGAACUUGUACACUAAAAUAAUAUUUCCACGUAAGUUUUUUCUAUAUUCACAUUCUAAGUCUGCACGUCUCUCAAGAGUUUCUUGGUCAAGUUCUUUAUAGUUGGCACCUCCUGCAAAUUUUACUAAUGUUGCCACAUUCCCUUGUGGACUGUGAUAAUGUUUAUUAAUUUACAGCUACCUCAAAAUAUAACGCUCUUUUAUUAUGCCACUAUACUAAUGC